Molecule: messenger RNA, 1178 nt
Organism: Schistosoma guineensis
Lineage: Eukaryota; Metazoa; Platyhelminthes; Trematoda; Strigeidida; Schistosomatidae
Source: the annotation of a GenBank genome assembly
GGAUUUCUAUUCUCCUAUUUAUUAGUCGCCGCAUUUAUUAAGGCACAAUCUUCGACUCAUUUACUUGGACAAGUCAUUCGACGAUAUCCCAACUACCUACUUUUCAUGGGCUAACGGAAAGUUAUUUCAUUUCAGAAUGGGUCUUUGGCUUCAGGCCCCUUUGGUUUUGUUAUGCAUAGUGAUCUUGGUUUCAUCGGUGCCUACAUCAAUACAAAAACACGAGUUUGAAGAAAAUGAUUCCUUUGACAGUCAACUGAUAGAGGAUAACAGAUCACAUUUUCGAGGACGCCAGUCUGGUAACAGGCUUGAAUCUGAUAAAAAUGAUUCAUUACCUGGUGAAAGACGGUCACGUAGGCGUCGCAGAAAACAUAACCGAAAUUGUGAACAACCAGGCCAAUGUCCUGAAGGUGGUGCUAAUUGGAGACGGCCACAUAGACGUGGAAAAAAACAUCGUACACGAUGCAGUGGUGAUGGCGAUUGUCCUGAGGGUCAAAUGUGUAAGGAACGUCGUCACAGAGGAGGACGUAAACAUCAAACACGUGGUGCUCCGCCACCUUCCGGCAGUCUAUCUCCAUCCUCACAUAGUGGACUAAAAGUUGGGAAGAAAUUUUGUCGUGAGAGAAAAAGUGGAGUACAUAGAAGAUCAGGAAUCCUGUAAUUCGUAUCAAGGAACAUUAUCAUCAGUAUUCAAAGGAACUUCGUUUAUACUAUUCAUAUAUAUAUAUCCUAAUAUUUCCUUAUUUAUUGUUUUCCUGUUUUUUUUCUAUAGAAAUUUGUCCGUCUAUCUUCGAACUGACUUUUAUUCGAAAAGUAUGUAACACUACAUUCACCCAUUCAUCCAUAUACUCAAUUUAAUCCAUUGCAAAAAAAAGUAACUUUACUUAUUGUGUUUGCGAUCCUAUUUCAUGUUUUAUCAACUCAUUCAGUCAUUAAGCAUUUAAUUCCUUAUCCACACUGCUCGAUUUUACCCUUGCAAUUUUACUCAGUUUUUUCGCUUGUUUUUGUUUAUAUUUUGCCUUAACUGGUCUUUUUUGUCAUUGAAAUGUGUGUGUGUGUGUACACGUAUGUAGUUUUGUUUCUUAUAUUUGCUUUUAUUACAGUUCUCAGUAAUUUCCGAUGGGAAAUAUGAAUUACUCAAUGUUGCCAAUAUGAAAAAUACACGAUAAAUCCUUGUUAUU